Phalacrocorax carbo (great cormorant) is the source of this 1494-nucleotide messenger RNA. The record is from RefSeq and is a predicted model, not a curated record. Lineage: Eukaryota; Metazoa; Chordata; Aves; Suliformes; Phalacrocoracidae.
GGUGACUUUGCACUUUGUAUUCGCCACUUGUGGAGCUUCCUUCUCCCUUCAAGACGUGCAUGCGGAGGCCAGGAGGAUGGUUGAGUUUGCUCCUCUUUCCGUGCCACUGCAGAGAAGGCUUCAGACGGCAUCGGUGGUACAAUGGGUCUUCAGCUUCCUAGGUCUAGCACAGUGCUGCACAAUUGCCUACAUCGCCCUCUUCUUCACGCGUUUUUGGCUGGUCAGUGCCCUCUACACCGUAUGGUGGAUCAUAGACAGGGAAAAACCCAGCAAGGGUGGGAGGCGGAUCCACGCCCUCCGGAACAGCGUCAUCUGGAGGUACAUGAGGGACUAUUUCCCCAUCACGCUGGUGAAGACAGCGGACCUGGACCCUAGGCAGAACUACCUAAUGGGAUUUCAUCCCCACGGGAUCCUGGCAGCAGGAGCCUUUCUCAAUUUCUGCACAGAGGCAUCAGGCUUUUCCAAGCUCUUUCCAGGCAUCACCCCGCACCUGAUGAUGCUCUCCCUGUGGUUUCGCAUCCCCUUCCUCAGGGACUACCUGAUGAGCGGAGGCCUUGUCUCCUCAGACAAGGAGAGCGCAUCCUACGUGCUGCAGAAGCCAGAGGGUGGGAACAUGCUGGCCAUCAUCGUCGGUGGGGCGCAGGAGGCGCUGGACGCCCGGCCGGGAUCCUGCACCUUGCUGCUGAAGAAUAGGAAGGGAUUUGUCCGUCUGGCCAUCCAGCAUGGCACCCCGCUGGUCCCCAUCUUUUCCUUUGGGGAGAACGACCUCUUCGAGCAGGUGAGAAACCCCAAGGGCUCCUGGCUGCGGUGGCUCCAGCACCGGCUCCAGCAGAUCAUGGGCAUCUCCCUUCCCCUCUUCCAUGCACGAGGCAUCUUCCAGUACAGCUUUGGGCUGGUACCCUACCGGCGGCCCAUCUUCACCGUGGUUGGGAAGCCAAUUCCAGUGCAGAGGAAGCACAGACCCUCCGAGGAAGAGGUUGAUCAAGUCCAUCAGAAAUACCUAAAUGAAUUGUGCAAGCUCUUUGAGGAGCACAAGGCUAAAUAUAACAUCCCAGAAGACAGACACCUGGAAUUUAUAUAGAGCUCCUCAAGCAAGGUGAAACCAUGGAGACCAAGCUUCGUGUUUUCCCCAUCAUUGGAACUAUUUCACGACCUCACCUUAGUCACAGUUAACAUAUGGGCUGUACGGUAUAGGGAGAAGGACUUGAUUUUCCCAGCUUUUGCAUGGGUUUAGGGCCAGAGUUUUAAAUUUUUCUCCCUGAAGAACACAUAAAAGAUAUAAAGAAGAAUGAAAAAAGACCCUAUCUGACCAACCCAACACUGUUGAAACUCCCCAACAGAAAACUCGUACAUCCAGUUAGAUUUGGAGGCUGGUUUUUCAAGACAUUUCCAGGCAAAGAUGAAUUAUUGAAAGUUUCCGUUGCAUUAUUUUCAUUGAGAAAUGGGAUGAUAAGCCAUAAUUUCUGCUAAACGCAUAUGUUUUUUAAAAUAUAA